Molecule: messenger RNA, 405 nt
Organism: Zingiber officinale
Lineage: Eukaryota; Viridiplantae; Streptophyta; Magnoliopsida; Zingiberales; Zingiberaceae
Product: protein NEGATIVE REGULATOR OF RESISTANCE-like
Exons: 1
Coding region: 1-405 (134 amino acids)
Biological process (GO): regulation of systemic acquired resistance
Source: RefSeq, a predicted model, not a curated record
AUGGGGAUGGAUCCGAACCCCAGGAAGCGAGAGAGCGACGGCACCGCGGCCGAGGAGGAACGGCGGACGCGCCGGCGCGUCGAUGAGGAACCCACGGACGAGGAGGUGGAGGAGUUCUUCGCCAUCCUGCGGCGGAUCCGGGAGGCGGCGAGGCACUUGGGCGGGGCUAGGGCGGGGGCGGCGGAUCACGGAGUCGCCAGGUCCAAGGGGCGGGCCGACGGUGGGGCGCCGCCGAGGUGGCAGCCGGCAUUCGUGCCAGAGGACUUCGAGCAUCCGGGAGCGGCGGAGAGCAGCGGGGAUCGGAGGGAGAGAGCGGAGAAAGAUGAGGGCGCGGGGAAGUGGAGAACGAUGAGCCCCGGCGGCGAGCGGUGCUUCGAUCUGAACGAGAAACCCGCAGAUACAUAA